AUGCACGACCUGACCGGCAAAAUCGCCCUCAUCAUAGGUCUCGGCCAGGCAUCCCCGGAUGGAUGGGGAAUAGGCAGCGCGAUCGCCGUUCUCCUCGCACGACAAGGCGCCAUCAUCUUCGGGGGCAACAGGAGCACCGACUCGGCAGAGAUCACCCGGCAAAGGAUCCAGGCCGAAGGCGGCACAUGCGACGUGAUGCAGACCGACGCCACCUCGUCAACGUCCGUCAAGGCGCUGGUGGCCGCCUGCCUCGCGAAGCACGGGCGCAUCGACAUCCUGAUCAACAACGUGGGCAAAUCCGAGGCGGGGAACCUGGGCGACAUGGACGAGGCGGUCUGGGACGCGCAGGUGAGCCUGAACCUGAAGAGCGUCUACCUCGCGUGCCACAACGUGCUGCCCAUCAUGGAACGGCAGGGCGGUGGCGGAAGCGUGGUCAGCGUGUCCAGCAUCGCGGGCCUGCGGUACAUCGGGAAGCCUCAGGUCGGGUACGCGGCGACGAAAGCCGCCAUCAUCCACGCGAUGAAGACGUCGGCGGUCACGUACGCCGGCAAGAACGUGCGGCUCAACACCGUCGUGCCCGGGUUGAUGGACACCCCGUACACCGAGCAACUGGCGGUCCGGUACGGGGCGGGAGAAAAGAGAGACGAGUACAUGCGGAUGCGAGAUCGGCAGGUGCCGAUGGGGAGGAUGGGGGAUGCGUGGGAUGUCGCACACGCGGUGCUCUUCCUGGUGUCGGAUGAGGCCAGAUACAUCACGGGCCAGGAGAUCGUGGUGGACGGCGGCAUCACGGCCUCGACGGGCAAGCCAUGA
This is a messenger RNA of Cladophialophora immunda, 810 nucleotides long. RefSeq lists its product as uncharacterized. Gene Ontology annotation, molecular function: oxidoreductase activity, acting on the CH-OH group of donors, NAD or NADP as acceptor. The record is from RefSeq and is a predicted model, not a curated record. Bases 1 to 810 code for a protein of 269 amino acids. The transcript has a single exon. NCBI's taxonomy places the organism in Eukaryota, Fungi, Ascomycota, Eurotiomycetes, Chaetothyriales, Herpotrichiellaceae.